GCCGUCGUGGUGUCCGCCGGCGGCGAUGACGGCGCGAGCGGGAGAGAGGGCGGCGGCGGCUUGCCUUCCGUUGCGCGCUCCCUCCAGCCUUCCAACCUGUUGCACCGCAGCACGGCGCGAGAGGGAGGGAAGGAGGGGGUGAGCAUUCUUCGUUCCCCACCCGUACGUCUCUCUCCCAAGUUCCUCCUCAGCGCCAUACAAUCGAGUAUAUUCAGCUGCCCCCAUCGGCAAUGCUCGCGUGUGGGAUCCCUCUUCUCAACUUGGCCGACUGAUACGUCAGUUUAUGAGGAUUUCAACUUCAACGGCGGCAAGGAUUGGUUUGGCAGAAUCGGUUUGUUGACACUGGCAUCGGCCACUGCCUUGGUUUGGAGACUCAUUCUCAGUGCAGUUCCAAGUUCAUUGAUAUGGCUUGUUCGUUCUUCUACUAUCACCUGCCUUGGUGCACUGCGAGCUGAUGGGGUUAGUUGUCGCGGCAGCAGCUGAGGCUGCAAUAGGAUGGGUGGUGCAAAGCUUCCUCGAAAGUUUCUUCACUGGACAGAUGCAAGCGUGGACUCGUGAAAUUGGCCUUGCUGAAGAAGUGGAGGAACUUGAGACGGAGAUGAGGAGCAUCCAGAUGGUGCUCGCAGCCACUGAGAGUAGCAAGAUUGACAACAUGCCACUGUCUGAGUCGCUUGAUGAGCUAAAAGAGCUGCUUUAUGACGCUGAGGAUGUGAUGGACGAGCUUGACUACUACCGGCUCCAGCAACAGAUUGAAGGUGGGAAAGGUUCUAGUUCUGCUACUAGUACUAACCUUGAGGGAAGUUGUGUGUCUUCAUCCACUCCAUCUUAUUUUCAACAAGUAUGCAGCAUCAUGAAUCAUAGUAUUAGUUGGGUUAUGCAUGGAACAAAAAGGAAAAGAGAGGGAAAGGAGGAGCCAACUCAUAGCGCCGUGCUUCCUCUUGAGACUAAACAUGAUAUUUCUAAGAGGAUCAAUGAAAUAGUGGAUCGUUUACGCACUAGGGGCAAGCCUGUGCAAGGGAUUCUUCAGCUGGAGAUUUUACGCCAAAUUGCAAUGCCAAAGCAUAGUCAGAGUGAACCUAGGAAGCUUCGCCAGACAACUUCUCUUCCAGUUGAACACAAGGUUUAUGGGAGGGACAAAGAGAGGGACAAGAUAAUAGAGUUGUUGACAAAGUUGGAAUCUAGCGAUCUAGGUGUUCUGCCAUUAGUUGGAGUUGGUGGUGUUGGGAAAACAGCGCUUGCUAGAUUUGUAUACCAUGAUCAAAGAAUUAAAGAUCAUUUUGAUUUGAGAAUGUGGGUUUGUGUAUCCGAUAGGUUCAAUGAAAAGAACCUUACACAUGAGAUGCUAGAGCUCGUAUGUAAAGAUAGACAAGGUUACAAACAUAUUACCAGUUUUGAUGUGCUACAGAGGACCCUUCGGAAGGAAAUUAGACGCCAAAGGUUUCUUCUCGUAUUGGAUGAUAUGUGGGAAGAUGGGGACAUGCGUGGAUGGGAUAAGCCGCUAGCUCCGCUGAAAUGUAACGAAGCAAAUGGCUGCAUGAUUUUAGCAACAACUAGAAGGGCAUCAGUUGCAAGAAUGAUAGGAACAAUGAGUAAGGUUGAAGUGAAUGGUUUGGAUGAAACAACCUUUUGGUGCCUCUUCAAGGCAUGGGCAUUUUUCGGUAGUGCAAACCAUGAGAGAGAUCCAACUUUGCAAUCCAUUGGGAAACACAUUGCUAAAGCAUUAAAGGGCAACCCACUAGCUGCACGGAGUGUUGGUGCACUUCUAAACAGGAAUGUUAGCUUUGAACACUGGAGGAAUGUUCAAUACAGAUGGAAAUCUCUUCUAGAACAUGAUGAUGAUAUUCUAGCCAUCUUGAAAUUUAGUUAUGAAUUUCUACCGGUCCACCUAAAGCAGUGUUUCUCAUACUGCUCUCUGUUCCCGAAGGAUCACAAAUUUACAGGGGAAAAGUUGGUACAUGCUUGGAUAUCACAAAAUUUUGUGAAGUUUGAAUGCCAUUCUAAGAGACUGGAGGAAACUGGGAAGCAAUAUUUGGAUAAUUUAGUUGAUUGGGGCUUCUUCGAAGAGGUUGAGUCACACUAUGUUAUGCACGACCUAAUGCAUGACUUGGCAGGAAAAGUUUCGCAAAAUGAGUGUGCUACGGUAGAUGGAUUGGAAUAUAAGAAAAUUUCACCAGGUGUUCGGCAUGUUUCAAUCAUAACUACUGCCUAUGAUAAACAGGAGCCUUCCAAUUUUCUUACUGAGAAGUUUGAGAAGAUAUUAUGCAGUAUCGGAUCUAUGCAAAAAUUGAGAAGCUUGAUGUUCUUCGGCAAGAAGAGCAUACUUUUAUUAAGAUCCUUACGUGGUUUAUUCAAGGAGUUAAGAAGUUUACGAUUGCUAAGGAUAUAUAUGACAACUGAUGAUAUCAGCGGUACACACAAUUUGUUAAAGCCGUAUCAUCUUCGCUAUCUUGAAUUCUUUGUUUUCGCCACCAAAAAAAAGUUUGGAUAUCGAGACACAGUCAAUGCUUCUAUUCCUCAAGCUUUGACAAAAUUUUAUCACCUUCAGGUGUUGGAUGCUGGUUGUGAAGGCGAUUUUGCAGUACCUACUGGUCUCAAUAAUCUCAUUAAUUUGCGGCAUCUUAUUGCUCAUGAGAAAGUGCAUUCGGGCAUUGCUGGUGUUGGUAAUUUGACCUCUCUGCAGGAACUAAUAUUCAAGGUUCAAGAUGCUGGUAAUUUUAGUAUAGGACAACUUCGAGCCAUGAAUGAGCUCAAAACACUUGGAAUUUCUCAACUUGAAAAUGUGAAAACUCGACAAGAGGCUAACAGUGCAAACUUGGGAGAGAAAGAGCAUCUUGAAGAGUUGUCAUUGUCAUGGGAUGAUAACUACUUGAGCCUUGAACCUAAUUCAGACAAAACAAGAGAUGAUGUCCUUGAGGGUCUUGAGCCACAUCACAACCUCAAACAUCUACAAUUGAUUCGAUACACUGGUGCUACAUCUCCAACUUGGCUUGCUAGCAGGGUUACCUCACUGCAAGUACUCCAUUUAGAGAAUUGCAGACAAUGGAAAAUUGUUCAAUCUCUUGAAAUGCUUCCACUGCUUAGAAAGCUAAAAUUGAUUAGGAUGUGGAACUUGAUAGAAGUCUCAAUUCCUUGUUAUUUGGAAGAGUUGGUCUUAGUUAAUAUGCCAAAAUUGGAAAAAUGUGUUGGCACUUAUGGGCUAGAUUUGAUUUCUGGUAUGAGGGUGUUGAUAGUGAAGGAUUGCCCUCUACUAAACGAGUUCACGCUUUUCCAAAACGACUAUUUUCAUGCUGAGCAGAAGUCAUGGUUUUUGUCUCUCAACAAACUCACAAUCGGUCAUUGUCAUCAUAUAAUAGCGUGGAAGAUCCUUCCGCUUGAAGAAAUGCAAGCACUCAAGAAGCUUGAGUUGAUGGAUGUGCCUAUUGUUGAAGAAUUGUCAGUUCCUUCUCUGGAGAAGUUGGUGUUGAUUCAAAUCCCAAGGUUGCAAAGUUGCAACGGGAUAACAACUGCUCCAUCUCCACAGUUUUCGACUUCCCAAGGAGAUCAAAGGGAAUUGGUAUGUAGUCUCCGGGAACUCACUAUCAAUGAUUGCCCCAGUUUGAUAGUGCCGUUUCCUAUCCCGCCUUCUUCUCUGAUUUCAUUCUUAUCCAUCAAGGGACUUCCAUCAUUUCCAACAAUGGUGAUAAAUCAGAGAGUUCUCACAAUCGAAUCUAAUGAGUUGAGUGAGCUCGAUGGCAGGAUCUUACCAUUCCAUAAUCUGAACGGAAUAAUAUGGCUAAACAUACGGCAUUGUCCAAACUUGACCCGUAUUUCAAUAGAUGGUUUCAGCAAGCCACACGUUAUGUCAAAGCCUGUUCAUGAUAACAGUAUACCCGAUACGAGUUACCCUGUCUUCUCAUCUCUCACUUCUCUCACCAUUCAGUCGUGUGGGAUAGCAGGUCAGUGGCUAGCUCUAAUGCUUCCUCAUUUGCAGUCUCUUGAGAACUUGGAGUUAUGGGGCUGUCCACAGAUAAAAUCCUUAUCAAUAAGUCAGUCUACAAAAAUGGAAGCACCGCACAGUUUGGCUUCAGCAGAGACAACCUCAGCCAGGGCUGAAUACCUUCUGCAAAUUCCUUGUAGUCUCCUCCGUACUCUGAAACGGUUAAUUAUUUGGGCAUGCCCCGACCUGGAGUUUUAUGGAGUCAAUGAAGGAUUUAGAGGAUGCACCUCUCUUGUGGAGCUACAAAUCAGGGAUUGCCCCAAGCUGCUCCAAUUAUUGGUGAGGGAACCCACUGAUAAUUAUCUACUCCCAAUAUCACUUCAGUAUCUCACAAUGAGUCCUCUCCCAGCAAACAUGCAGUUCUUCUCUGCUGAUGGCCUAACUCGCCUCACAAUGUUAAGCCUAUUUUGCAGCUCAUAUUUGAAGUGUGUGCAGCUUCAAUCCUGUACAGCAUUAGAGUGUUUGCAAUUAAUUGAGUGUCAACAGCUGAGUGUAGUGGAGGGCCUACAACACCUCAGCUCCAUUAGAAGGUUGGAUAUCGAUAUGAAUCAUGACCUGUUAGCGCUAUGGGAUCACAAACUGCAGGAGCAAGGACAGGUUGGACUGCUUCCUCUGUCACUUGAACAUCUUGUUAUCUCAAAUCUCGAAGGCAGUAUCCAUCCCCGCUUUCUAUGCCUCCCAUCUAUUAUGAAUUUAAGACUGCGAGAUAGUCCAGAUUUGAAGUCUCUGCAGUUAGGAUACUGCACAGCUCUGGUAGAUUUGGCAAUUUCGGGCUGCAAAACGCUUGCAUCGAUCGAGGGCUUCCAGUCCAUUAGAAACCUUAGGUCCUUGGUAAUAGAUGACUCCCCCAGCAUAUAUCCAUUUCUUGUGCAGCAGCAAGGGGCGUCUGACAUCUGGUCGCAGCUGGAAACUCUAAUGAUUGAUGACUCCUCUGUCCUUUCCGUGCCCCUCUGCAAACGUCUCAAGUCUCUACGAUUCUUAGAAUUAGAUGGGGAUGGAUAUCAUGGCGAGUCCAUGGUUAGUCUGACAGAGGAACAAGAGAGAGCUCUUCAGUUUCUCACCUCCCUCCGUCGACUUAUUCUGUGCGGUUACCAGAAUCUGGAGUCACUUCCUGCGAAUCUACGAAACCUUGAUUCCCUUGAGGAGUUAUGUAUCUAUGAUUGUCCGAACAUACUAAGGCGGCCAGAGAUGGGCCUUCCGCCGUCUCUUCGUCGCCUUCGUUUAAGUGGCUGCAGCGAGGAGCUAAGUAUGCAAUGCAGAAUGGCAGAAACGGAGAAGCUCAGUGUCCAGUUUGUUUCUUCUAUUAUGGUGCCUAUCAAGUUGCAGGGACCAGGUGCGAACCAUUCUGGGUAUUUUUGGCGAUAUACAAUUCCAGGGUCGGAUGUACUGUAGCAGAAACCGGUGACUAUUGGCAAAACCUAUUUGCUAAAUUGCUUCUAUGUAGGAGUAGAAGAUAUCUUUAUCUUUUAGAAAUAGCUAGCAGAAUUGUAUUGGACAUACAACUCUUAGAUUUUCUCUCUAUAGAUAUUAUUAUUCCGUAUACAAUAGAUUUUUACCAGUAUUGUAUUUGAUGUGUAACUCAGAAGUAUGCA
Messenger RNA from Oryza brachyantha (malo sina), 5568 nucleotides. Its product is annotated as disease resistance protein RGA2-like. The record is from RefSeq and is a predicted model, not a curated record. Gene Ontology annotation, biological process: defense response to other organism. The coding region runs from base 455 to 5368 and encodes 1637 amino acids. The transcript is spliced from 5 exons. Gene Ontology annotation, molecular function: ADP binding. Lineage: Eukaryota; Viridiplantae; Streptophyta; Magnoliopsida; Poales; Poaceae.